This is a messenger RNA of Paramecium octaurelia, 1259 nucleotides long. The record is from the annotation of a GenBank genome assembly. Lineage: Eukaryota; Ciliophora; Oligohymenophorea; Peniculida; Parameciidae.
AAUUAAUUUAGAUGAUGUCUACACAACAAGAGUUACCAAUCUAUACCCAAUAGACUCCCUAGUCGCCAAGUUAGAUUUCACAAGUUUAAUACCCAAUAUUGAGUAAUGCGGUGCCAGCAGCUUAAUAUAUUUAAUUGGAUGAUGUGUAGCAAGCCGUAUCUGAGAAGCCAGUUGUGAAUGAUGUGAAGUCAGAUAGAUAAGCAUUUUUGAUUGAAUACUACAAAAAGAUUUUCGUCCAACAUUCAAUAAUUCUUGGAUUGUUCUUACUCGGAUUGACUGAAUGGUUUAGCUCAAUUGUGGUUCAUCAUCGUUAUUGGUGGAGUUCAUUUAGAUGGACUUGGUAUGUAGUUUUGAGUCUAUUGAUUGCCAUCGUAUUAGGACUCCCAAUAUUGAGAAAAUACAGAUUCAUUGUAAUCUAUAUUGUCUAAAAUUAUUAGGUUUAGCUGUAGUCCAAAUUAUACCAUAUCCAGACAGUAUUGAUAGCCUUACUUUUAAUUGGAAUUGCUGGAAAUCAGAGAGGAAAUAGAAGCCACAAAACCGUGAAUAUAUGGAUUAUCUUGGUUUUGGUCAUCUUGAUUAGUCACUCUUUACUCUAGAUUGUUAUAGUCAAGUUCCAAAAAACUCAUUAUUACACUGUUUUAAUGAAAUUUACAAUAAUGGGAUCAUUGGGUUUGAACUUUAUUCUAGCUUUAUCAAACUCACAUCUUAACAGUGCAUUUCCAAUUUCUGAAAUCAUAGUCAUCUAUGCACUUUAUUAUUUUAAUUAAUUGAACGAUUAAUUAUUGAAAUAGACUCACGAAUUACCUGAAGAAUUAUCCAUAUUUGAAAGACUUAGAAAGCUUGCCCUCAUUAGACACUUAUUUAAUUAAGAAGCCAGAUAGAAUCAAGUAAUUGAAGAAUUAUAAGACACUCAUUGUGUGAUAAGCAAGCACUUAGCAAUUGUAGUAGGAUCAGGGAUUGGAUAUAUCACAGUAUUGGUGUUAAGCAUCGUGACUGGAAAUGGAUUCUUGAUUUUCACCUUGAUUUUGGGAUCUAUUUCAAUGUUGAGUGUGAUAUUGGAAACACAAGUUGCUUCAAGAGUAUUAAUUAAUUUAAUUUUAAUCUUAGAGUUUGUUACCAGAAGACUCCCAUUAUGCAGUUUGUUUGACAUACCUUGACAUGGCCAGUCCUUUGAGAUUAUUAUUGAGAAGUUUAUUCAAUAAAUGAAAAUCAAAUAUUUAUACCAAAACUUUUAGUAUAUAUCAUUGUGUUAAUUAAUG